GGGCGUGGAGUCACGUGACUGGCUUUUAAAACCCCUAAAGUUUGGCAAAGGUGCAGAAAGCUGUUUAGAAUAAUUCCCUAUCACAGAAGCAAGUGGGGACUGAGAGAGAAAAUGGACUCGAUGUUCAGAAAGCUGAAUGGAGACAACAGAAGGGGCUCCAGCUACCUGGAGGAGCAGAUCAACAAGUCAGGUGUGGUCUCGUGUAUUUUCUCUCUGAAAGAGGGAGUCGGCGCUCUGGUCCGUACCCUCCGGCUGUUUGAGGAAAAGGGAAUCAACUUGACGCACAUUGAGUCACGGCCCUCGCGCAUGAACAAGGAUGAGUAUGAGUUCUUCAUCAGCGUGGACACUGCCUGCUCCCAGGCCCUGGACGAGGUCAUCGGCAUCCUGCGCGGCCAAAUCAGCGGUCAAGUACACGAGCUGUCACGCAACAAGCAGAAAGACACAUUGCCAUGGUUUCCCUCAAACAUUCAGGACCUCGACCGAUUCGCCAACCAGAUCCUGAGCUACGGGUCCAAGCUGGAUGCUGAUCACCCUGGAUUUAAGGACGAGCUCUACAGAGCACGAAGAAAGGAAUUUGCUGACAUGGCCUACAACUACAGACACGGUCAGCCGAUCCCACAUGCGGAGUACACAGAGGAGGAGAAGGCCACAUGGGGAACCGUGUUCAGGGAGCUGAAAACCUUGUAUCCCACUCAUGCCUGUCGUGAACACAACCGCGUCUUCCCUCUGCUCGAGGAGUACUGCGGGUACCGCGAGGACAACAUCCCUCAGCUUGAGGAAGUCUCCAACUUCCUGCAGUCAUGCACCGGAUUCCGCCUGCGCCCGGUGGCAGGGCUGCUGUCAUCUCGAGACUUUCUUGCCGGUUUAGCUUUCCGUGUGUUUCAUUCUACCCAAUACAUCCGACACGGAUCCAAGCCCAUGUACACACCUGAGCCAGACAUCUGCCAUGAGCUGUUGGGACACGUUCCUCUAUUUGCAGAUCAAACUUUUGCUCAGUUCUCACAGGAAAUUGGCCUGGCAUCCCUUGGAGCCCCUGACGAGUACAUUGAGAAACUUGCUACAGUUUACUGGUUUACUGUAGAGUUUGGGCUUUGUAAGCAAGGAAAUGACAUUAAGGCCUAUGGAGCAGGUUUGCUCUCAUCAUUUGGGGAACUACAGUACUGUUUGACUGACAAGCCAAAACUCUUGCCCUUUGAGCCAGAGAAGACCAGCGUGCAAAAAUAUCCCAUCACCGAAUUCCAGCCGGUCUACUACAUAGCCGAGAGCUUUGAGGAUGGCAAAGAGAAAGUCAGGAAGUUUGCUUCCACAAUUCCAAGACCCUUCUCUUUGCGCUAUAAUGCCUACACUCAAAGCAUCGAGGUUCUAGACGACACAAAAAAACUGAGCAACCUGGCUGAUAGCAUCAGUUGUGAUAUGGGGAUCCUUUGCAGUGCUCUGCAGAAGAUGAAGUAGAACAACUUUAGAACCAUGGAGAAGAUCUUGCAGAUAUUAGAAAAUAAAGAGAAAGUUAUAAGCAUUUUACACCACAAUAUUGGAACAACAAGGCCAAUUAUGACUUUUUUUUUUCUUCAAAAUAUAAAUAUAAGAAAAGACUUUGAAUUAGUACAUCUAGAUGUGUUCGGCAACUUAAAGCAUAAACCUUCUGAAUCAGACCAUUUAAUAAGCAAAAAUAUUACUUACAAAAAAAACUUACUUUCCAAAUCUUCAUAUCCUAGUAUUUAUGUUAAUGUAAAUCAUUACAUUACAUUCUAAUUUACUCCAUUGGCCUAUAAAUAAUUUGUAACUUUAAAUACAUUUUUAUUAGUUGUGUAGAUUUUUAAACCACGUAUUAACCUUAUUCAUGCUAGCCUUUGUAUUGUUUUUAGAGCAUACAUCUUUAUGUAGCUCAACAUUAAUAGAAGUGAAAAUGCGAAAAUAAUUUCCGACUGUUGACCAAAAUGUUCUUUCUAUUAGAAAAUGAAAAAAGGGAUUUCCCUUACUUGCAAAUCAGGCUAUAUUACUAUUUUCCUGACCUAACAAUAGCCUUGCACGAGCAUACUUAAUCUGAGAUUUGUUGGGCUUUCAUUUGAAAUAUUUCUAUUUAAAUUCUGGCUUAAAAAGCGCGUAUUUUCCGUGUAUGAUAUUUAAAGUCGUAAAACCAUACGACAUUACGCAGAGAACAGAACCAAGUAACCAGUAAUUACCUAAAAAUAAUCCACAAUGUGAUGAUAACAGGCUAUAUUUAAGGUCUCUACUCUGUAUUGUUUAAUAACCUUUUGAGAAAUAGACGGAGAGAUAGAAAGAGCUAAAACAUGUUAAGCUUCAUCAUAUAAAUCAUUCUCAUUUUAGCUUGUCUUUUUCCAUGUAUGCUUGUUUAACCUUAUAUAACUGCUUUUGUCUGUUGACCUUAUUGGGUAGAAGUGAUUACAAUAAAAUUGGGAGAAAAUGUA
Molecule: messenger RNA, 2429 nt
Organism: Tachysurus fulvidraco (yellow catfish)
Lineage: Eukaryota; Metazoa; Chordata; Actinopteri; Siluriformes; Bagridae
Gene: pah
Product: phenylalanine hydroxylase
Exons: 13
Coding region: 112-1452 (446 amino acids)
Biological process (GO): L-phenylalanine catabolic process; L-tyrosine biosynthetic process
Molecular function (GO): phenylalanine 4-monooxygenase activity; iron ion binding
Source: RefSeq, a predicted model, not a curated record